Messenger RNA from Ochotona curzoniae (black-lipped pika), 630 nucleotides. It is a transcript of the gene CRYAA, whose product is annotated as crystallin alpha A. The record is from RefSeq and is a predicted model, not a curated record. Bases 1 to 630 code for a protein of 209 amino acids. Gene Ontology annotation, biological process: protein refolding; response to heat; lens development in camera-type eye. The transcript has 4 exons. NCBI's taxonomy places the organism in Eukaryota, Metazoa, Chordata, Mammalia, Lagomorpha, Ochotonidae. Gene Ontology annotation, molecular function: protein folding chaperone; structural constituent of eye lens.
AUGGACAUCACCAUCCAGCACCCCUGGUUCAAGCGGGCCCUGGGACCCUUCUACCCCAGCCGGCUGUUCGACCAGUUCUUCGGUGAGGGCCUUUUUGAGUACGACCUGCUGCCCUUCCUGUCGUCCACCAUCAGCCCCUACUACCGCCAGUCUCUCUUCCGCACCGUGCUGGACUCCGGCAUCUCCGAGCUCAUGACCCGUAUGUGGUCGGUCAUGCACCGGCCACGUGCUGGAGGCCCCAAGAGCAACCCUGGCAAGGCAAUCCUCGGGGCGUCCCACACGAGGGUCUGGUUUCAGGUGCGGUCUGACCGGGACAAGUUUGUCAUCUUCCUGGACGUGAAGCACUUCUCGCCCGAGGACCUCACCGUGAAGGUGCAGGAGGACUUCGUGGAGAUCCACGGCAAGCACAGCGAGAGGCAGGACGACCACGGCUACAUCUCCCGUGAGUUCCACCGGCGCUACCGCCUGCCCUCCAACGUGGACCAGUCGGCGCUGUCCUGCUCGCUGUCCGCCGACGGCAUGCUCACCUUCUCCGGCCCCAAGGUGCAGUCGGGCCUGGACGCUGGCCACAGCGAGCGAGCCAUCCCCGUGUCCCGGGAGGAGAAGCCCAGCUCGGCGCCCUCCUCCUGA